Cajanus cajan (pigeon pea) is the source of this 821-nucleotide messenger RNA. It is a transcript of the gene WCRKC2, whose product is annotated as WCRKC thioredoxin 2. Lineage: Eukaryota; Viridiplantae; Streptophyta; Magnoliopsida; Fabales; Fabaceae. The record is from RefSeq and is a predicted model, not a curated record. Gene Ontology annotation, cellular component: chloroplast stroma.
GGAGCAGGAAAAUCCCGUGUCACUUGAUGACUCCCUGUGAUAUCAUUCCUUAAAAAAACCACUACAUGCUGUUUGAGUUUGACCAAUUACCACUCCCACUUUCUCUCCUUUUCCCCGCAAUGUCGCAACAUCUUCGGAUUCUUCAGCCUCCGCCACUCUCCUCACCACCCAACCCAGAUUCCCAGCCUCUGCGCCUCAGCUUCGGAUUCCCCUUCGGAUUGAGGUUCGGCUUCCAUUCCUCCGCGUCUCGCCCAAUUUCCGUCUCCUGUGGCUGCGGGCGCCAAACCCCUCCGCUUGGGUUGAGUCAGGAAGAGACCGCCAGUGGCAGUGGCUCCGUUCGUCUUCAGCCAAUCUCUAGCGAAACCGACUUCGAUCGUGUCCUCGCUCAGGCUCAAACGCUCCACCACGCCCUCAUUAUUGUUUGGAUGGCAAAUUGGUGCAGAAAAUGUAUAUAUUUAAAACCAAAAUUGGAAAAGUUGGCAGCAGAGAGUUAUCCAAGAUUGCAGUUCUACAGCGUUGAUGUUAAUACUGUUUCACACAAACUUGUCGCUCGAGCCGGCGUGACUAAAAUGCCAACCAUACAACUGUGGAAAGAUAGCAACAAACAAGCUGAAGUUAUUGGUGGCAACAAAGCAUAUUUAGUAAUAAAUGAGAUUCAGGAGAUGAUUGAGAAUGAGUGCACCACAAGUUUCGGUGCAUGAGACUAGUAUACUUUAUUAAUAGGCUUUACGUUACUGCAUUAAUUUUUCCCCAUACAUUACAUGUAAUAAAUUUUGCUACUUUUUAUUUUUUGUUUUCCCAAAACCGUUGCUUUUAAAUCA